AUGAGACGCGCGGGGUUUGCUGUUUUAUUGACUGUGGCGCUCGUGUGGGUCGGAGAGGCAACAGGUGGGAAGAAGGAGGGUGCGGGCCAGGUGCACCGGGAGAUCACUGCGUCGUCAGGAGGAUCACGGAGCGAUGCGCCCUCGGAACCAUCCGGAGAGGCUUCUCCUCCUGGAGCUCUGGUCCGCGCGCCCAGGGGAGCAGCAGCUCAAGCGGACCGAGGCAGGCACGCAUCAUCCAGAGCAUCGGCUCAGGCUAGGAGCGCAGCGAGCCGCAGGCAGAGCGGCAGAGCCAGCGCUGCAGGAACAAGGCGACUUGCAGGGCCUAACGUCUGUGGAGGUCACCAGUGCUGCUCUGGUUGGGCGUUGGCACCAGGAACCAAUCGCUGCAUAAAACCUGACUGCCAGCCCCCAUGUCUGAACCGUGGCUCCUGCAGCCGACCGCAUACAUGUGUGUGUCGCUCAGGCUUCCAGGGGCCCCGCUGUGAAGAGGUGGCCCUGGAACAGGUGUACAUCCGUGAGCGGGGCACUCUGAGGCGCGUUGAACCAGGCACCAACCCUUUUCUGAGAGACCAGAAACGGCCAGCAGAGAGACAGUCCAGUGACACCAGCAAGGCCCAGACGCUGCGACCUGAGACCACCAAACCACCUGUCCAGACGGCGACCCAAGUGAGACGGGGACCCCCAGACUCCUCCCCCCAACAGAGCGGAACCUCUCGUACUGUGAAACGUUAUCCAUCCUCCUCGGAGCCGAUAACCUCCAACUCAUUGCCAAGUAGCAAUGGCUAUGCUAACGGCCAUAGCAGUGAGCGCACAAACUGGUAUGGACACAGGAACAGACAGGGCAGCUCCUUUAACAAUCCCAGGCCUGCCAGCGACAGCCAGCUGCACAGACAGUUCAACAAUGCGUUACUUCCAGCAGGGGCCAACCUCACAUCCAGCCUGGACCGCAUCAAGAUUGUAUUUACCCCUAUGUUGUGUCGUCGGGUGUGCAACGGUGGUCGCUGCUACAACAGCUGUGAGAAGGGAGACGUCACCACGGUCUACAGUGAGACCUCGCACCACCAACAGCAGCUGCAGCAGCAGCAGCAGCAGCCAAAGAAUCAAGGCUUCAGACUCUUCUUCUGUCAGAUACCCUGCAUGAAUGGAGGCAAGUGCAUUGGCAGAGACCUGUGUUGGUGUCCAUCAAACUCGACUGGGAAGUUUUGCCACCUCCCAGCGCCGCCUCCCACCAAACCCACGCCUCUCAGCCACAAGGAUGUGAGCCACAAGGGCCACAAAUCUCAUUCCACGUACACUCUGCCACUGUCUAAUCAACAAGCGUCUCUCCACCCGUCUUUGGUAAACGUCCACAUUAAGCACCCGCCCGAGGCUGAGGUCCAGGUCCACCAAGUAGCUCGAGUCCAGCCUGGUCAGAGACCAGCCACUACAGAGGGGGCUCACUCUGUCCAGCAGCGCUCCCAACCUGGAAAUGGUCAUGAACACACCAGCGAACAUAACAGCAGAACCCCCCAAAGGAACAACCAAUGGAAUGGUCACGCUACAACUCCUUUUCGCCAGAAUGGACAUGUUGGAAGAUGCUUUCAGGAAACAGUCGAUGGACAGUGUGGCAAACCUCUGCCAGGUCUAACCAAACAGGAUGACUGCUGUGGAAGUGUUGGCGCCUCCUGGGGUCUAAACAAGUGUCAAAAGUGUCCCACCAAACCAGUGUAUGCAGUAAUUGCAAAUGGACAAGUGGAAUGUCCAAAAGGUUUUAAAAGGAUGAAUAUCACUCAUUGUCAAGACAUCAAUGAGUGCCUGCUGCCUGGGAUAUGUAAGAACGCUGAAUGUCUCAACACCAAAGGAAGCUACAGGUGCACAUGUAAACCAGGCUACAUGUUGGAUGCUGCCAGGAGCCACUGUGUUUCGGACAAGGCAGUAUCUGACCACAGGGCUUCAUGCUACCGGUCAGUUUCAUCAGGAACAUGCUCUCUGCCACUUGCUAAUCACAUCACCAAACAGAUUUGCUGCUGCAGCCGUGUUGGAAAAGCCUGGGGAGAUGAAUGCGAUCGCUGCCCUCUGCCAGGUUCAGACCACUUCAAGGAGAUCUGCCCAGUGGGUCAUGGAUACACGUACUCGCGCUCAGAUGUGCAGAUUUCUCUCAGACAGCUGGAAGAAGAUGAGCUGCAGAAUACAGGACUGGCACUAGACGAGCAAUACUCUGAGUUCCCAUCCUCUCAGCCUACACGGCAUCACAACCACAAUCAAACACCCCAAAUACCCCAAUAUCCUGAGUACUAUGAGACACCUCAAGCACCCCAGUACCCCACCACUCCACAACAUCCUUAUCAUCCAGAGAGAGAAAGCCCUGGAUAUCCAGAAGAUGUAGAAAUUCUGGUCCCGCCAGCUGUUGUGACCGACUCACCGCCAAAAUAUCCAGAAACCUCUCCAGACUUUCCAAACAUCAACCAGAGGCCAGAUUCAAAGGAAACAAACUUGAAAGUCACUGGUAUUAACAAGUGUGCAACUUCACCAACAGUAUGUGGUAGAGGAAAAUGUGUUCCUACGCAGAACGGUUACACUUGUAACUGCGAGGCAGGAUUUAGGCUCAGUGCACUGCACACCAACUGUAUUGAUGUGAAUGAGUGUGAACUGGACCCAUGCAAAGGGAAGGGCCGCUGCAUAAACAGCUAUGGCUCCUACACCUGUCAGUGCCAUAAUGGCUAUAGCCAGGUGAUCACUCAAAACAAGAAGUUCUGUCAAGACAUUAAUGAGUGCAGCAUGCCCAACAAGUGCCAAAAUGGCAAAUGCGUCAACACGGAAGGAUCUUACACCUGUGAAUGCAACAGUGGCUACUCCAAGUCUUGGAGAGGCCUCUGCGAAGAUAUAGAUGAGUGCCGAGAUUCCAGCUCGUGUCCCAACAGUAUCUGCGUCAACACUGUUGGCUCCUUCCAGUGCCAGGCUUGUGGCCCCGGAUUUAGGCCCAUCAAUGAAAGAUGUGUAGAUGUAAAUGAGUGUUUGAAUCAAACUGUGUGCAGCCGUGGUCGGUGUAUCAACACAGAAGGCUCCUAUAGGUGCAACUGUUUCCACGGCUACAAACUCUCAUUGGACAAUGUUUGCCAAGAUGUAGAUGAAUGUUUGCUUCCGGGAGUCUGUUCUCACGGCCACUGCAUCAAUCUGGACGGCACCCACAAAUGCAUCUGUAACCAUGGAUUCCAAGUCACCUCAGACAGCAAAUCUUGUGAAGAUGUCGGCGAGUGCUCAACUGGUACUGCCUGCCCUGAGAGAAUUUGUAUCAACACUGUAGGUUCCUACACUUGCCAGACCUGCAGGCCUGGGUUUGGACCAUCUACUGAUGGACUGAUAUGUGAAGAUAUUGAUGAAUGUUCUCAGGGUGAUUUGUGUUUUGGAGGGGUGUGCGCCAACACAGUGGGAUCUUUCACUUGCACCCAAUGUAAAGCUGGUUACAGAUUAUCUGAAGACCAGCAGAGCUGUGAAGAUAUUGAUGAGUGCCGGUCCCUGUCUACCUGUGCCAAUGGAAUCUGUCUAAACUCAGAAGGGUCUUACACCUGUAAGAACUGCCCCACAGGCUACAGAGUGUCAUUAGAUGGAGAAAUUUGUCAAGAUAUUGAUGAGUGUGCGCUUCCCACUACAUGCCCCCAGGGAACAUGUACAAACACAGACGGUUCGUUCACAUGUGUCAUCUGUCAGCCGGGUUUCAGAAUUUCUGAAUAUGGACAACAGUGUGAUGAUGUGGACGAGUGCUUGGUGGCUCACUUGUGUCCAGGCCAGCUGUGUUUAAACACACCAGGAUCUUACACCUGCAGGAGCUGCGGAGCUGGUUUUCAACUGUCUGAGGACAGUCGCACCUGUGAAGAUAUAAACGAGUGCCAAGCUGCAGGUGUUUGUCCCUCAGGUGUUUGUGUGAACACUGAAGGUUCCUUUUCUUGUAUGGCUUGUGACCCAGGUUUUACAAUCGCACACAAUGGCCUCUCAUGUGAAGAUGUGAAUGAAUGUGAGGACACCCGCCUGUGUCAGGGAGGCCAGUGUACCAACACCAUUGGCUCCUAUAGCUGUUUGUGCCCAUCUGGACUUGAGCUAGUGGAUGGGACUUCAUGCAGGGAUAUUGAUGAGUGUUUAACCAUUGUGGGGAUCUGUGGAGAAGGCAACUGUCUGAACACCAAGGGCUCCUACUCCUGCAUAUGCCCUGAUGGAUUUACCUCCACCGACAGAAGGCCUGGCUGCCAAGAUGUGGAUGAAUGCAGCAGAGAUGAUGUGUGCAUUCAAGGAAAGUGUAUAAACACUGAUGGCUCCUUCUUAUGUUUGUGUGAGGCUGGCUUCAAGUUCAAUGCUCAUGCAGCUGACUGUGAAGACCAGGAUGAGUGCAAAGAAUUUGGAAACUCUGUGUGUGGCACCUGGCGCUGUGAAAACACCAUUGGCUCCUACCGGUGUUUCAUGUCAUGCCAACCUGGCAGCGUGGAGGGAGGAUGUGAUAUUGAUGAAUGUGUCAACGAGACCAUCUGUGGGAACCACGGCUUCUGCGAGAACACAGACGUCUCCUUCCGCUGCCUGUGUGACCAAGGCUACACCAACCCACCCGGGGAUAUGACCACAUGUGUUGACGUAAAUGAGUGUGAGAUGAGCUCGGCGCUGUGUGGGGAGGCCCUGUGUGAGAACUUUGACGGAAGCUUCCUGUGCAUCUGCACCAACGACAAUGAGGAAUUUGAUCCCAUCACCAGCCGGUGCCGCUCCAUGGCUGAGACAGGCACUAAACCCAGGUUUUCAUCCGCUGAAGAGAGGAAGCUGUGCUACUUUAAUUUGAACGAUGCAAACUUGUGCAACAACGUCUUGUCUCGCAACACCACCAAGCAGGAGUGCUGCUGUACAGCCGGGGCCGGCUGGGGCGACAACUGUGAGAUUCACCCUUGUCCUCUCCUGGGAAGAGAUGAUUACGAUGAGUUGUGUCCUCAUGGCAGUGGAUUGUUAACUUUGCCUGUUUCCUCUGGGCUGAGUCAUGGUCAACAACAUUACAAAGAUGCAAAUGAAUGUGAAAUGUUUGGACCUGAGAUCUGCAAGAACGGGCAGUGUUCGAAUUUCUAUUCUGGGUACACUUGCUUUUGUCACUCCGGCUUUUACUACGACAAAAUUCGCUUGGAGUGUGUGGAUUAUAACGAGUGUGAAUCUGGAAAUGCCUGCGAGAACGGAGCAUGCGUGAAUACAGCUGGGUCAUUCAACUGUUUCUGCAGUCCUCCGUUGGUCUUGGACAGUUCCCAGCAGCGCUGCGUUAGCCUCAACACCACGGAAGAAAUUAUAGACGCAGAUCAUGACGUGCACGUUAAUAUUUGCUGGCGCAGACUUGAGGGGGAUAACGUGUGUGCAGAUCCCGUCCAAGAGCGCAGAACCACAUACACUGAGUGUUGCUGUCUGUCUGGCGUCGCCUGGAGCGAACAGUGUGCGCUCUGUCCCAGGAAAGACUCCGCUGACUAUGCAACCAUGUGCAACCUGCCAAGAAGAGAAGGUACAGACAGUCUUCGAGAGCGGAUUGGAUACGAGUAUGGUCCAGAGGUGCCAGAGGGGCCAGAGGAUCCAUCAGAGCGUUUUCUCCCUCCGUACUGGGAUAACUACGGUGGCCCGGCAGGAACAUUUGAUGUUCCUGAGAGUGUUCCUCUCUUUACUGACAGUGACUACAGCAUUCAGCAACCCCCCUUCCGUGUUCCCGUCUUGCAACCGGGGAGACACCCACCUCAACCAGUGGAACCCUAUGGGGAGCGCUAUGUCAGCUUUGAGGGUCUCCAAGCAGAGGAGUGUGGGAUCCUGAAUGGAUGUGAAAAUGGACGAUGCGUUCGUGUGCGAGAGGGCUACACGUGCGACUGCUUUGACGGUUACGAACUCAACCUGGACAAGAUGGCCUGCAUAGACAUAAACGAGUGUGAGGACAUCAGCGACAAGGUCCCGUUGUGUCAGAACGGGCAGUGCACAAACACAGAGGGAUCCUACAAGUGCACCUGUUUGCCAGGCUUUGUGGCCUCUGCUAAGCCACACAAAUGUAUCCCAGCGAUCCCCGAGUCCAGACUUAGGACGGCAGAAAACUGAGACAGACUUUUCCUGAUCCCUAAGAUCAUCCUUUUGCCCUUUAUUUUCCUGAAGGCACUAGAACCUCCGAUGGUUACACUGUUCGUCCAAGCUUUUUCCCUUCAUGACACACAAACACCAACCUAAACCUACAGUAACACAGAUUCAGAUCCCAUCAUGCACAUUCAGGAACUGUUCAGUGAAUG
Nematolebias whitei (Rio pearlfish) is the source of this 6254-nucleotide messenger RNA. RefSeq names its product latent-transforming growth factor beta-binding protein 2. The transcript is spliced from 42 exons. Gene Ontology annotation, molecular function: calcium ion binding; microfibril binding. NCBI's taxonomy places the organism in Eukaryota, Metazoa, Chordata, Actinopteri, Cyprinodontiformes, Rivulidae. Bases 1 to 6069 code for a protein of 2022 amino acids. Gene Ontology annotation, biological process: supramolecular fiber organization. The record is from RefSeq and is a predicted model, not a curated record.